Molecule: messenger RNA, 673 nt
Organism: Nematolebias whitei (Rio pearlfish)
Lineage: Eukaryota; Metazoa; Chordata; Actinopteri; Cyprinodontiformes; Rivulidae
Gene: tmem167a
Product: transmembrane protein 167A
Exons: 4
Coding region: 67-285 (72 amino acids)
Biological process (GO): intracellular transport; protein secretion
Source: RefSeq, a predicted model, not a curated record
AUUGGGGGCACGUUACGUAAAUUCCAGAGAGCAGGAAGUGUGAUGUGGCUUUGAUUUUUAUCAAAAAUGUCGGCCAUUUUCAACUUCCAGUCACUGCUAACUGUGAUACUCCUGCUGAUCUGUACCUGUGCCUACAUCAGAGCACUGGCUCCCAGCCUGCUGGACAAGAAUAAGACUGGGCUCCUAGGAAUUUUCUGGAAAUGUGCCAGAAUAGGUGAGCGGAAGAGUCCCUGGGUGGCUUGUUGCUGCGUCAUCAUGGCUUUCAGCAUACUGUUUCUACAAUAGCAUCCAAAGACGAGCACAAAUGGGAACAUUGAAGAAAUGGACAUAAAAUGAGAACUGGGCUGUAUGAUCCUAGACACACAAGAAGACCUCCAUCUGGCUGUCAGCUAUCUGAAAUGUUUUCACAAACGGUUGCCACGGAGAGACGAAAUGUGUCUGAGAAGAUGGGGUGAACAGGUAGUCCCAGUGUGUCUAGACCCCUCCACAGACAACCUGGCUUCUGUCUGUGUUUUUCUAUAUGAAAUGUUUCUCCUGAUCCAGGUGGGUAGGGAGGGGAGGCAACCCUUAUCUGUUAUCUGCUAUUUGUGGGAUCAAUUGAUAAAAAUUUCCCUAAACAUUCAGGAUUUAUUUUUAAUUUGUCACAAGAAGUUCUUCACAAAAAGGACCCUCG